UACAAUAGGAAAUGCAUUGCAUUUACAAUCAACACAAAUAUCUGUGAAACCAAUCAUUCAGUGAUUACUUAACUGUGGAUCAGAUGAAUGAGUUGCUAAUUGGUCGGAGGAUUAGCUAACUAUUGCAUCACAAUCGGGAGAUAUAUAAUUGGAUUGAGUGUGAGAUACGCGACCACUUGAGCGGCGAAGACAUGUCGAGUAUACACAAACUGAAGUCCUCUGAGAGGGCGAAAGUGCGGCAAUUCAUUCAACUGACGAACUGCUCGGAGAAGAUAGCGAUGAACUGUUUGGCGCAAAACGAGUGGCGUCUGGAGAUGGCGUGCGACUCAUUCUUCCAGAGUCCCGACCAAUACAUGAAAGUGGUGGACAGGAAGAAGAUCGACAACUGGUUCCACAAAUACGCUCAAAGCCAGGACAAGAUCCUGGUCGACGGCUGCAUACAACUGCUCGAAGACCUGAGUUUACGACCGAAUGACCGCAAAGUCCUGAUUUUGGCCCAAAGACUGGGCGCUCAGAGGCAGUGCGAGUUCACGCGCCAGGAGUUCACCACCGGUAUGGCUGACAUGAACUGUGACUCCAAUCAGACCCUCUAUCAACGGCUCGUCGAGUUGGACAACGAGGUCACCACUGAUCUCAACAAACUCCGAGACCUCUAUCUCUUUGCCUGGAAUUACGGCAAACAACUCGAGGCCAAGACCAUGGAGUGGGAGACGGCCGUCGAGUACUGGAAUAUUCUGCUCCACAACACUGUCAACACACAACUGCUUCAGCUCUGGAUUCAGUUCGUGUCCGACAAUCGCAAGGCUGUCACCAAAGACACCUGGAAUCUGUUGCUCGAGUUCGCCACCAGUAUUGACGCCACGCUUAGUAAUUAUGACUUCGACGGCGCCUGGCCUACGCUCAUAGAUGACUUCGUGCUGUGGGCCAGGGAUCGACUCAAAGCACACAAUACUCGCGCAACCAUUCAGUCUAAUCAAUGAUCGCAUCGUUUAUGAUUAUAUAUGAAUAUUCAGUCAUUCAAUGUCUCACUCUUUCUCUCUGUUUAUUGUAAUUAAAAAAUUAAUGUUUGUUUUAUUCGUCCCUUUAUUUUAUUGGAAACUUUCAUUCAAUAACUUUUUAUUUAAUUAAUGCUCUGUUUAUAUAUUAC
Molecule: messenger RNA, 1147 nt
Organism: Oppiella nova
Lineage: Eukaryota; Metazoa; Arthropoda; Arachnida; Sarcoptiformes; Oppiidae
Source: the annotation of a GenBank genome assembly